Messenger RNA from Scutellospora calospora, 719 nucleotides. The record is from the annotation of a GenBank genome assembly. Lineage: Eukaryota; Fungi; Glomeromycota; Glomeromycetes; Diversisporales; Gigasporaceae.
CUUCAAGAAUUCAUCUCCUUGAAAGGUUGAAAUUUCGUUCUCGAGCAUGCACAAGAACGCUUGUAAAAAUUCCUCGUAGGUCCUUAACUAAAAGAAUUUUAAACCGUCCUGAAAUAAAAUGCAAUCAGAAUGGGUCAUCUGAGAGAUAUUUAAAAGAUCCUGAAUUAAAUGAUAUUCCUAGAAAGAAUGGUAUUUUUCAAUUACAGAAUAAUGAACAUGUCAUAAAGAUGAUUAAAGUUGCUCGUAAUAAUGGUGCAACACUACGAGUUAUGGGGGCUGGGCACUCUGUUUUAGAAGCUAUUUAUGCUCAAAAUGAUAACCAUAUUAAUACAACUCUAGAAGGGGAAUUUAAAAGAAUUCAUUUCAUAAAUACUGUUGAUAAUGGAAAUUUUGCGUGUGUUAGUGUAGGAGCAGGAUGUCAUUUAGGAAAAGACCCCAGUGAUAGAGAGUCAACCCUUGAAAAUUCUUUCAACUAUCAAGUCGAUAAAGAAGGAUAUGCACUCCCCAUUUUAGGUGGUAUGAGUCAUCAAACCAUAGCAGGUUUUCUUCAAACGUCUACUGCGGGUGGAUCUUUGAAACAUACUAUUGCUGAUGUUUUAGAAGAAAUAGAGUUUAUCAAUGGAAAAGGAGAACUAAUUAAAUUAAAUAAAGUUAAGAACGAGUAUAAGUUUAAUGCUUCGGUGGUAUCUAUGGGGUUGUUUGGAAUAAUUACUAAAGCG